AUGAGGAAACAGAUCAAGAGGUGUAGUGCAGUAGGAGUACCAUCCUCUUUAUCUCCUUAUUACAGAGGACCGCGGCUGACUGGGACACCUGAAGUCUCUCUCUUGCAUCAUCUGAAUAGAAAGACUCUGGAUCUUCUUGGCUUGACCCACCAGGGCCCGUGGCUGUGGCUUCUAAGACACUCAGGGGGUUUUCCCUUCAGCUUUCUGAGGGCCCCUUGGCUGGUGUUACUCAGCAUCAUGCUGUGCUAUCUCCUCCUAGGUGCUACUCUGAGCCCCAACUCAACCCAGGAUGAGGACUCUUUCAUCGUGGGGGUGCUGGGCCCAUGGAAGUGUGACCCCCUCUUCGCCAAAGCCCUCCCUCAUGUGGCCGCCCAGCUAGCCAUCACGAGGGCCAAGAAAGACUCCUCACUGGAGCUGGGAAGCCAGCUGGAUUAUAUGAUUCUUGAGGAGGGCUGUGACACCCCUCAGGCCCUGGCUGCUUUCCUCUCCUAUAGAGGUGCUGUGGCCACCUUCGUGGGGCCCUCCAAUCCCGGCUACUGCCCAGCAGCAGCACUUCUGGGCCAGAACUGGGGCAAGGCCCUUUUCUCCUGGGCAUGUGGAGCCCCGGACUCAGGGGGCACACUGAUCCCCAUCUUGCCCUCUACCGUCCACGUCCUAUUGGCUGUCCUGCGGCACUUUGGCUGGGCUCAUGUGGCCGUCAUUUCCUCCCACCAGGAUGUCUGGGUGGACACGGCCCAGCAGGUGACCUCAGCCCUCAGGACGCAAGGACUGCCAGUGGGGCCUGUAACUUUUCUGGGGCCUGGGGGCCAGGGAGCUCUAGGAGCCCUGAAGCAGCUUCGAGACACAAAUAGGUUGAAGGUGGUAGUGAUGUGCAUGCACUCAGUUCUUGUUGGAGGCUCUGAGCAGGCAGUCCUGCUUGCCCAGGCUCAUGCACUUGGCCUGACUGAUGGCAGGUAUGUCUUCAUCCCCUACGAUGCACUACUUUAUGGGAUGCCCUAUCGCAACCGGUCCUACCCAGUGCUGAGGGAUGGUGGUGGCCUUCAGGAAGCAUAUGAUGCUGUGCUGACCAUCACUCUGGAGUCUGGCACAACUGACUUUGAUGGAGCCUUCUCAGCUGCAAUGAAGAGUGGAGAAAUCACCACUGACAAAGAGCCUGAGCAAGUGUCUCCACUCUUUGGGACGGUCUAUGAUGCCAUCUUUCUUCUGGCCAAUGCUCUGAAUCGCUCUCGAGAACAAGGGACUCAACUCUCAGGAAAUCAUCUUCAGAAUCACAUUAUGUCUCUAGACCUGGCUGGUUUUAGCCAGAGGAUUCAGACAGAUGAGAGGGGGAAUAGAUUGGUCAGCUAUGUGAUCUUGGACACAGAUGGUCAGAAGAGUCAACUUAUUCCAACCCAUUUGCUGGAUACAUCCACUCAAUUAGUGCAAUCACUGGGCAGGCCUAUUCACUUUCCACAAGGAGAACCUCCUCCCACAGACUCCAACUGUUGGUUUGACCCAGAUACUCUAUGCACAGGAGAUGGAUGGUCCUUGGUUCCCCUCCUGGCUGUGAUAUCAGUAUCUGCUGUGGUGCUUGGAGCCCUGGGGCUCAUUUACCUCAUCAGAACUCUUCAGCUCCAGCCUGGAGGAGGCCCCAACAAGAUUAUGCUGACCUUGGAAGACCUCACCUUCACCCACCCUCCACUGAGCCGGCGGAAACUCACCCUGGAUACCCUCAGCAAUUCCCGGAGCCCCUCAGAUGUCAAGAGCCUCAGUUCGGAGGUCCAAUCUCCAGGGAGGAUCCACCCAGCCACACCAGAGACUUCCAACAUGGCCUUGUACCAGGGAGACUGGGUUUGGCUGAAGAAGUUCAAGGCUGGAACAUCCCUGGAGCUCCGUCAAAGCUCUGCAAAGCUACUUAAAAAGAUGAGAGACCUGAAACAUGAGAAUGUGAAUCUCUGCCUGGGCUUCUUUACUGAUCGAAGUGUUUCUGCCAUUGUGUUUGAGCACUGUUGCCGGGGCAGUUUGGAGGACCUGCUGAAGAACGAGGACCUACGGCUUGAUUGGACUUUCAAAUCCUCCCUCCUGAUGGAUCUGAUUAAAGGUAUCCGGUAUCUCCACCAUCGGGGGUUUCCCCAUGGCUCCCUCAAAUCUCGAAACUGUGUUGUGGAUGGGCGCUUUGUGCUGAAGGUCACAGACUAUGGUUAUCAGGCACUCUUGGAAAGGCAGCGAGUUCCUCGAUCCCAGCCCCUGUCAGAAGAGUUGCUCUGGACUGCACCAGAAUUGCUCAGGGGGCCAGAAGGGUCUUGGAGAGGCACCUUCAAGGGUGAUGUCUACAGUUUUGCCAUCAUUUUGCAAGAAGUGCUGGCUCGGGGGCCACCCUACUGCACAUCGGGGCUCACUGCAGAAGAAAUCAUCAGGAAGGUGGUGUCUCCUCCUCCCCUCUAUCGCCCGAUGGUGUCUCCUAACCAGGGGCCACCUGAAUGCAUCAGGCUGAUGAAACAGUGCUGGAGUGAGGAUCCAGAAGACAGACCUAGCCUGGAUGACAUCUUCAGCCAAUUUAAAAGCAUCAACCAAGGCAAGAAGAGCAGUGUGGCAGACUCGAUGCUGCGGCUGCUAGAGAAAUAUUCUCAUGAUCUGGAGGACCUAGUCCAGGCGAGGACAGAGGAACUGGAGCAGGAAAAACAGAAGACAGAGAAGCUGCUCUCCCAGAUGCUUCCCCAAUCUGUGGCAGAGGCACUGAAGGCUGGAACCACUGUGGUCCCAGAGUACUUUGACCAGGUAACUAUCUACUUUAGUGAUAUAGUUGGCUUCACGACCAUAUCAGCUCUGAGUGAGCCCAUCGAGGUGGUGGACCUGCUAAAUGACCUCUACACACUGUUUGAUGCCGUCCUGAAUAGCCACGAUGUGUAUAAGGUGGAGACCAUUGGCGAUGCUUACAUGGUGGCCUCUGGGCUGCCCAGGCGGAACGGCAACCGGCAUGCGGCGGAAAUUGCCAAUCUGGCACUGGACAUCCUCAGUUCUGUGGGAGACUUCCGCAUGAGGCAUGUGCCUGAGGUGCCCAUCCGCAUCCGGGCUGGCCUGCAUUCAGGGCCCUGUGUGGCAGGUGUCGUGGGUCUCACCAUGCCACGCUACUGCCUCUUUGGGGAUACGGUAAACACUGCUUCCCGGAUGGAGUCCACAGGACUGCCUUAUAGGAUCCAUGUUAACCGAAGUACUGUCCAGAUCUUGGUCAGCCUGAAUGAAGGCUACAAAAUUGAUGUCAGGGGUCAAACUGAACUGAAGGGCAAAGGUAUAGAAGAAACCUAUUGGCUGGUUGGGAAAGCAGGCUUCCCCAAAGAACUCCCUGAGCCUAUGGACAUCAAACCAGGAGAUGCCUGGCAGGCCAUGGUGAAUCAAGAGAUCAAGUCGUCCUUCGGGAAAGCCAACCGGGGUGACGGCGGACCCAGGAGCUCCGAAAAGGCAGAACCGGUUUCCUAG
This is a messenger RNA of Gracilinanus agilis (Agile Gracile Mouse Opossum), 3456 nucleotides long. It is a transcript of the gene GUCY2F, whose product is annotated as guanylate cyclase 2F, retinal. The record is from RefSeq and is a predicted model, not a curated record. The transcript has 19 exons. The coding region runs from base 1 to 3456 and encodes 1151 amino acids. Gene Ontology annotation, molecular function: guanylate cyclase activity; protein kinase activity; peptide receptor activity. NCBI's taxonomy places the organism in Eukaryota, Metazoa, Chordata, Mammalia, Didelphimorphia, Didelphidae. Gene Ontology annotation, biological process: receptor guanylyl cyclase signaling pathway; intracellular signal transduction; cGMP biosynthetic process.